This is a messenger RNA of Aspergillus thermomutatus, 1647 nucleotides long. RefSeq lists its product as uncharacterized. The coding region runs from base 1 to 1647 and encodes 548 amino acids. Gene Ontology annotation, biological process: mitochondrial electron transport, cytochrome c to oxygen. The record is from RefSeq and is a predicted model, not a curated record. NCBI's taxonomy places the organism in Eukaryota, Fungi, Ascomycota, Eurotiomycetes, Eurotiales, Aspergillaceae. Gene Ontology annotation, cellular component: mitochondrial envelope. The transcript is spliced from 7 exons.
AUGUCUGUGACGCUGGCGGAUCCGUACCGAGAUUAUGCUCUUGAUUACGCCCAACAUGCUAAACAGGAGGGGCAUGAGAACGCACUCGCCUACCAAACGCAGCAGUCGCAUAUUCAGCGUCAUAAAGAGCCCAACCCGCCGUUUCCGCAGGGAAGCUCACACAACACAGCAUACGAGCAACACCAUGCGAGCACGACCGUUCUCCCAGCAGCAAAUCCUGACAUUUCCCAGUCCGUUGUUCUCACACCGGCUCACAUGCUCCCCAGACAGCUUCCGAUGCAGUAUACCCCUGCCACCUUCGAGAUUCCAACAGUUCAACGCGGCAAGAAGCGACCCCAUUCCGAGACGGAAGGGGAGGGUGACCACGGAGACCAUGGAGUUCGGCCGCGCUUCCAUGGAUUCGGACCACCAGAGUCUAUGGCGCUGCCCCAACAACACCACCACCAUCGUCUACCCCCGCAGGCAUCGCUUCACUCUGCAGAACGGCAUGGCAUGAAUGUGGAAACGUCUCCUAUUCCCUCUGGUCCACCAAGCGUGGUGGGCCAACCAGGCAUGCCUGAUCCGGCUCCCAGGCCUCGAGGCCCGAAACUUAAAUUUACGCAGGAAGAGGACGCCUUACUGGUAGAGUUGAAAGAGAACAAGAACCUGACGUGGAAGCAAAUUGCCGAUUUCUUUCCUGGUCGAACGAGUGGCACGCUGCAAGUUCGUUACUGUACCAAGCUGAAGGCCAAGGAUGUGACAUGGACGGAUGAGAUGCGCACGACUCGGGUGGUUUGGGCGGCUCUCAGUCAGGUGGUCCAGUCGACAGCGGGCCGAAACGGCUUCAAACUCACCUCAAACCUCCAAACUCCCUCUCCACCAAACCUCCUCCCUCCCCUCGUCCAGCCGUCGAUACCAUCAAUUGUCCAGGACAAUGUUCCUCCAACGCACAGCUUUCGCCCUCGCCAGGCGCGCCCCGGUCAGAGCCAUCGCUGCUCGUCCUUUUUCCUCCUCCGUCGUCCGCUGUACGUGAAUCCAAAGAUGGCCAGCACCACCUCUGUCUAUGACAACAUCGUUUCUUGCGCGGCCCAAUUGAGUCUGCACAAGGCAAUCCGUAUCACUUUGUCGAUAAUCUUGCAUGGCACUCUGGCUAACUCUGGGUUUUCUCGUGUUUUAGGCAAUAAUAAGAAGUAUGUUGUGAAGCAGGAGGGCAAGAUUCUUCCUUUUGAAGAAAUCAAAACUGAAGAGGACCUCCUUCCCCCGGGUGCUAAGCCCGGUACCGUCCCCACCGACGUCGACCAGUCUACCGGUCUUGAGCGUCUAGAACUUAUCGGAAAGAUGCAGGGCAUUGACAUCUUCGACAUGAGACCCCUUGAUGCUUCUAGAAAGGGAACCCUUGACAACCCCAUCAUCGUCAAGAGCGCUGGUGACGAGCAGUACGCCGGUUGCACCGGAUAUCCCGCAGACUCCCACCAUGUCGUCUGGCUGACGGUAUCUCGUGAUCGUCCCAUUGAGCGCUGCGGCGAGUGCGGUAAUGUCGUCAAGCUGGAGUACGUUGGACCUGAGGAGGACCUCCAUGCUCACGACCACGGUCACGGCCACCACCCCCCUCAAGAGGAGGUCAAGACUUUCGCCGACUACGUCAAGCCUGAGUACUGGUACCGGUAA